AUGCGGUCUUCUAGUAACUCGUCUCUGGCUGCCCAAGCCAGCACUUCAUAUCACUCAAAUAUUUCAGGAGAGAGAAACACGUCUCACAGCUCCCUUGUGCUCGUACCGAAGAUUCGUAUCACCCCAGAAAUCAGGGCUCUCGAUGGCAGCACGGCAAGCUUCUGGGUUGCCGUCGAGGUUUCAGGCCAAUUGUGUCACUCUCUCAACGGCUUACUCUGCGAUGAUACCUCUGCUGAACAUGAGUCUGCCUUGCUGAGCAGACUCAAUAAUCAAUCUUCUACAGAUCCUUUCAGGCAUGGGUGUAUACACAGCAUGGAUAUCCAAAUCGUUCCGCUUGGAAACAGUUGUAUUCUUGAGACAAUUCGGGAUGAUCCUGUCCAAACAACACUAGGUAAUAACGACAUUGUACUGCUGCUCGCGCAAGUCCUAGUCAAAUCGCCUCGCUCCACUGCCGUGACUACGCAGCAAGGCCAUGUCAAACACAGGUCAGAUGAGCUGAUUGAUGACUUGGAAUAUCAGUUAGGAGAUUCAAACCUCGAGUAUAUACGCGUUUCGGUCAAGUACAACCAUUCAGCAUUCUUUUGCCAAAGUCGAAAUGACAUCAUCGACAACAUAGCAGAAGGCGGCACAAAACUAGAAACGUUUGCUACGGCCAUCGUCAAGCAACAUAAUCACCGAUCACCAUGGUCCCCAAGUCCAGCCCCAACAUACAAUCCCAUUGCGAGCAUCAUCUGUGGAAAUUGGGGGCCAUCGAAAGCUCGUAAUGCGAUUCAUCGUAUAUCACCACAAAGGCCCCACAGGGCGAAGUCCAGGAUGGACUUGUCUUUGGGAGACGAACCAAUCGAUAUGCUGAGUCCUCCGGUAAUUCCUAGGCGAGAGGCAAGCCUCGGUAGAGACGUGACAGUCAGAAAACCAGACGCAAUGUAUAAUGGGUGGUCUGCCGGGCGUCGGAGGACGUUGGCAGUGGACUUGGACUGGGGUAGGCCCCGCGCGGAAGAAGUCGCGGAAGAAGGGAAGCGGUGGCCAUCAACUGCAACGUGCCCCGGCGAGGCGGCAACCGGAGCCGGAUUCAAGAAUAGGUUUGCGAAUCAUUUGACCGCAUUGAGAAGCCCGCGCUCGAUAGGCCCGGGCGUUUUGAGAGGCUUGGCAUCUUCAGUCGCCGGCACCCGAGAUGAAGGUCAUGAAGCAGAGAACAGACAGGCGCAUGGAGGAGAGUCCCCUCGCGGCCAGAGAAGAAAGUCAUUCAGCCGUUGGAGUUGGACGAGCUGGUGGUCUUGA
This is a messenger RNA of Colletotrichum abscissum, 1278 nucleotides long. RefSeq lists its product as uncharacterized. The transcript has 3 exons. Lineage: Eukaryota; Fungi; Ascomycota; Sordariomycetes; Glomerellales; Glomerellaceae. The record is from RefSeq and is a predicted model, not a curated record. The coding region runs from base 1 to 1278 and encodes 425 amino acids.